UGACUUUCCAGCUACCGUCGGUGUCUGGAGCCAAGACUUUGGCUACGAGGGUAGACAUGGUCCGGAGCACUGGGGCGAGGAGUACGCUCGCUGCAGUGGCAAGCACCAGAGCCCCAUCAACAUCGACCUGGUAAACGCCGUGGAAAAGCGCUUUCCCAAGCUGGAGUUCUUCAACUUCCACGUGGAGCCCAAGGGCAUUCACAUGUCCAAUAACGGGCACACGGUGCUGGUAAAGAUGACCUUCGACGAGGACAGGAUGCCGACGGUGCGCGGAGGUCCUUUGGCCGAGAGGUCUCCCCUGGGCUACCAGUUCGAGCAGUUCCACUUCCACUGGGGCGAGAACGAUACGAUUGGCAGUGAGGAUCUGAUCGACAACCACGCCUAUCCGGCCGAGAUGCAUGUGGUCCUGAGGAACCUGGAGUAUCCGGACUUUGCCAGUGCCCUCGACAAGGAUCAUGGCAUUGCCGUCAUGGCCUUCUUCUUUCAGGUUAGCCCCACCUCGUCGGAUGGGUAUGAGAAAUUCACAGACCUUCUGCCCCAGAUAGAUAGAAAGGGAAAGUCUGUGAAUAUGAGCAAUCCGCUUCCCUUGAAGGAAUAUGUUUCCAAGAGCAUGGAGAGCUACUUCAGCUACACAGGCUCCCUGACUACACCUCCGUGCAGCGAGGAGGUCACCUGGAUAGACUUUACCUCUCCCAUAGAUAUUACUGAGAAGGAGCUGAAUGCCUUCCGCCUGCUCACCGCCAACGAUGAUCACUUGAAGAACAACUUCCGUCCCAUUCAACCGCUGAACGAUCGUAUUUUAUACAAAAAUCACAUAGAGGUCCCGAAAAAUAAAAUGGGCUCGAUUCCCUUUGUAAAUGCAGAGAACUCUGCUGCCAGCUGGAGGUCCUGGCAAUCCCUCACCCUCAUCCUGGUGCCCUGUUUCGGCCUCGUAACCUUGCUAAGCGCCUCCGCUGUUAGCGCUUUUUAAUUAGAGUUUUGUGGCCGGAAAUCGAAGGUCAAUUGUUAAGUGCCUAGCAUGUGCUUAGCCGUCUAAUUAAGCGCCGCAAUUUACAUGUCCUCCUCUUGUUCGCCUGCACUGUUUGUUGUUCAAACAGGACGACCCCUAAUGCCCCUGGUCGGGCGCACAUAUAUCAACUGGGAAAAGCAAACAAGCAAACAGGUCGGUGGAUUGCUGAAACCAAAUUAACGAAGCUCAGCUGGCACGAUACCCUAACUCAUAAAUUAUGCAGCACCUCUCGCCGAGACUGUCAAGUGCAUUGUAUCCGUUUGGAGGAAGUCCUAUGGCUAGUAGGACUCUACCUGGUUUUGCACAAUGUGAUUUUAAAUGCUUGGCUCAAGCAAUACAGUUUUCUUGUACUUUUAACUUUAGUCUUUGUAGCACUAAAUUAUUGUUAAUUAAUAAAGAUUUUAUUAUAUUUUAAA
Messenger RNA from Drosophila bipectinata, 1425 nucleotides. RefSeq names its product Carbonic anhydrase 2 (gene CAH2). NCBI's taxonomy places the organism in Eukaryota, Metazoa, Arthropoda, Insecta, Diptera, Drosophilidae. Gene Ontology annotation, molecular function: carbonate dehydratase activity; zinc ion binding. Gene Ontology annotation, biological process: one-carbon metabolic process. Gene Ontology annotation, cellular component: plasma membrane. The record is from RefSeq and is a predicted model, not a curated record.